GGGUGGGGGGCGUGUGGAAACUGAUCCGCCACAGCGCGCACAGUCUAAAACAGACUCUGUAACGUACUGGAAAACCGGAGAGACACGGAAACGCCCCACACGGACUUCCCCUGCCAGCCUCCACAUCUCUGGAGAAACAUCUGAACUAAUUCAACAGGGCAAAGGCAGAAGUAGCGGGACUAAAAGCAUCUGAGAUUUGUUUGUGGAAGUAGCGGCGCUCAUGGCAGCAGCUCGGCUGCUUUAGGAGGGUCACUUCUGUGGAUUUAUUGGGAGAAACUCGUCUGUUGGGUGUCAGUCAGAAAAAUAAUGGAUGCACUCAGACUGUCCGCUGCUCUUCUUCUACUUCUGUCUUCAUUCAGCGGUGGAAGUGCUAUACAGUUUCCCGACUCCCAUCUGACCCGGAAAUGGGCGAUGCAGAUGCAGGAGGAGCUAGUGCAGUUGAUGGAUGCUGAGACCGGCAUACAAAAGCUCCAAGAAAUUUUCCUCCAAUUUCAGAGACACUAUGAUGUGAAGCAAAACAACGCUUCACAGCUGGUUUCAAAAGCUGCACGUGAAAUCAAGAACCUUCUUGCCAACCGUUCCAAAGCUCUAGAGGCGCUGGCGACGGCUGCAGAGAACCUGCAGAAGGAGCACCAGUGGAAGGAUGAUCUUGACGUGAAUGAGACGAUUUACUACAAUGCCAAGAACAAGUUUGACAUUAAUGACACGGAAUCACACCAGAACCGUGUCAAAGCCGAAUUCAAAGAGGAUCCAGUUUUCAAACGCCCUGUUUCAUACAACACAACAGCAGUGCACAUUCCUACUGAUAUCUACGAGGGCUCCACUAUUAUCCUGAAUGAGCUAAACUGGACUGCGGCUCUAGAUGAAGUCUUCAAGAAGAACUGGGAGAAUGACCCGUCCCUCCUCUGGCAGGUGUUUGGCAGUGCAACUGGCCUGGCUCGAUACUUCCCAGCUUCCCCUUGGGUGGACACGAGGAGCACACCAAAUAAGAUUGACCUGUAUGAUGUACGCCGAAGGCCCUGGUAUAUCCAAGGUGCAGCUUCACCUAAAAACAUGUUGAUCCUGGUGGACGCGAGUGGAAGCGUGUCAGGUCUGACACUGAAGCUCAUUCGCACUUCCGUCAGUGAGAUGCUGGAGACUCUCUCCGAUGAUGAUUACGUCAACAUCGUCUCUUUCAACAAUUCGGCCAAGUCAGUCGCUUGUUUUGAAAACCUGGUCCAAGCAAAUGUCCGCAAUAAAAAGAUUCUGAAGGAAGCGGUACAGAAGAUCACAGCGAAUGGCACCACUGACUAUAAAAUCGGCUUCAAGGAGGCUUUUGAACAGCUCUCCUCAAUGAAUGUUACAAGAGCAAGCUGUAACAAGAUUAUCAUGCUAUUCACUGACGGAGGAGAGGACAGAGCUUCAGAGAUCUUUGAAGAGUACAACCCUGACAAGGAGGUUCGAAUCUUCACCUUUUCUGUGGGCCAGCAUAACUAUGAUAAGACGCCAAUUCAGUGGAUGGCUUGCAAUAACAAAGGUUAUUAUUAUGAGAUCCCCUCUAUUGGAGCCAUCAGGAUCAACACCCAGGAGUACCUGGAUGUGUUGGGUAGGCCCAUGGUGAAAGAAGACAAGAAAGCAAAAACUGUGCAGUGGACCAACGUUUACGUGGACGCUCUAGAAUUGGGCCUUGUGAUUACAGGCACUCUGCCCGUGUUCAAUAAGACCAGCACCAGGAACAGUCAAGACAAGAAUAAGGACCAGAGCCAGUUGAUUUUGGGGGUGAUGGCCGUAGACGUGUCUCUGGAUGACAUCAAGAGACUGACUCCACAUUACACUCUCGGACCGAAUGGAUAUUACUUCGCCAUCGAUCCCAACGGCUACGUGCUGCUUCAUCCCAACCUUCAGCCAAAGGAUCUCAAGUCUCAGGAACCCGUGACAUUGGACUUCUUGGAUGCAGAACUAGAGGAUGAAAUGAAAGUGGAGAUCAGAAGAAGUAUGAUAGAAGGUGUGGAGAAUCAAACGAGAUUCCAAACACUUACGAAGUCUCAAGAUAAGCGCUACAUAGACAGAGGCAUCAGAACCUACACUUGGGGUCCUGUCAAUGGCACAGACUACAGUCUUGCUUUAGUUCUACCUGAUUACAGCAUCAGCUACAUCAAGGCUACUAUACUAGACACCAUCACUCAGGCCAAAUCUUGGAAACUCUCAGAAAAUUCCGAAGAAACUGUUUCUGAAAGCCUGCAGUUGGACAAAUUUGAAGAGUAUGGAUAUACUUUAAUAGCACCCAGAGAUUACUGCACAGACCUGAAAGCUCAGAGUGACAACAUCACACAAUUUCUCAUCGACUUCAAUGAAUACAUAGACAGAAAGACCCCCAACAACCCGCUGUGUAAUAUGGAGCUAAUAAACAGACUGCUGCUGGACGCUGGCAUCACCGCUGAACUGGCCAAAUACUGGAGCGAACAGAGACCGAAUGAGACAAUCAAGGCUAAGUUUGUGGCGACAGACGGCGGUGUCACUAGAGUCUAUCCUGCGAGUGCUGUUUUGGAAUGGACUGAACAGGCAGAAACUUACAAGUCUAGUUUCUACAAGAGAAGUCUGGACAAUGAUGUUUAUAUAUUUACAUCAGCACCAAAUGCAAACAAUGAUUCAGUUUUAGUGAGCAGAGCAAUGGACCUGACAGUUGAUGAAUUCAUGCUGAAGCCAGCAGUGGUUGGAGUAAAACUGGAUGUAUUGAAAUGGAUGGAAAGCUUCAUCAACGCUACAAUUACGCCCAAUUGUGUUGGUGAAAUCUGUGGGUGCAGGAGGAGCGAUGUCAAUCUGGACUGCUUUCUUCUGGACGAUGGAGGCUUCCUUGUCAUGACCAAUAAGGAACUCUCUAUGAUCGGACAGUUUUUCGGUAUGAUUGACCCCACCCUAAUGAGAAAUCUGAUAAAUGAAUCCCUGUUCUCAGUCAACAUUACCUACGACUACCAGGCCCUCUGUGAACCCACCACUGAAUCUAAAGCUGCCGCUGGUCUCAGAUCAGUCUAUGUGCCCACCAUAGCUGACAUCCUGAACAUUGGUUGGUGGGCUUCUGCAGCAGCCUGGUCAAUAUUGCAGCAGUUAUUUGUCAGCAUCACAUUUCCUAAUUUCCUCGAGGCUGCGGACCUAGAUGAGGACCUGUCUGAAAUACCAUCUAAAGAGAGUUGCAUUAAAGAGCAGAAACAGUAUUUCUUUGGGAACAAUGAGACAACUUUUAAGGGGACUGUCGAUUGUCAGAACUGCUCCAGGCAGUUCAUAGCUGAAAAGCUUCCGAAGACAAAUCUGGUGCUUAUUGUUGCAGACCCACAAAUUCACUGCCAUAAUGGUGAAAAAGGUUUCUCCCAGGAAGAAAAGCCUUCUCCAGGUCCAGAUCCCUGCAAGAUAGCCCAGAACCCACGCUAUCGGAAAGAUCCAAAACACUGCUUUGACAACAAUUCAAGUGAUGAGGCCAUGUGUAGGAGAAAUGCAGGCUCUCCACUGCUCUCCUCUCUGCUCAUGUUACUGCUGCCAGUGUUCAUGUGCUGUCUCGGGUCAGUCCAUCUCUCUAUCUCCCUCUCUCUCUCUCUCUCUCUCUCUCUCUCUCUCUCUCUUUAUUUAUUUGUUUACUUAUUUAUAUCGAUCUAUCUGUCUUGUCUGCCAAAUUAGAAGUAAAUUCACUAAACACUUGUCACUUGUGUUUGUUGUAUUUCAUCUUAUUCAAGUCUCCGCAAAUUUGCUUAAACAGCCGCUAUCUGAUUUAGCCUUUCACUUUGGCUAUUUAAAUAAUGUCUUUUUUCUUUUCAAACACACCUUUGAGUGGAAAUUUCUUUCAUUACCUGAAUUCCUUUAGUGAAUCAACUGCUAAAACAGCACUGGCAGUUUGUGCAAGUAUACAAUGCUAUCAACAGGCACAUUUCUGUCCUUUAUAUCUGCAUGUUCCAGUGUAA
Messenger RNA from Cyprinus carpio (common carp), 3929 nucleotides. RefSeq names its product voltage-dependent calcium channel subunit alpha-2/delta-1-like. Gene Ontology annotation, molecular function: voltage-gated calcium channel activity. Lineage: Eukaryota; Metazoa; Chordata; Actinopteri; Cypriniformes; Cyprinidae. The transcript is spliced from 40 exons. The record is from RefSeq and is a predicted model, not a curated record. Gene Ontology annotation, cellular component: L-type voltage-gated calcium channel complex. The coding region runs from base 307 to 3648 and encodes 1113 amino acids.